Molecule: messenger RNA, 1143 nt
Organism: Rhinolophus ferrumequinum (greater horseshoe bat)
Lineage: Eukaryota; Metazoa; Chordata; Mammalia; Chiroptera; Rhinolophidae
Gene: SLC30A8
Product: solute carrier family 30 member 8
Exons: 8
Biological process (GO): zinc ion transmembrane transport; response to zinc ion; insulin secretion
Cellular component (GO): plasma membrane
Molecular function (GO): zinc ion transmembrane transporter activity
Source: RefSeq, a predicted model, not a curated record
AUGGAAUUUCUUGAGAGAACUUUUCUUGUGAAUGACAAAGCCACCAAGAUGUAUGCCUUCACACUAGACAGUGUGGAACUCCAGCAGAAGACCUUGAAUAAAAAUCAAUGUCCUGGAGAGAAGCCAGAAGAGCUGGAGUCAGGAGCCAUCUAUCACUGCCAUGGCAACUCCAAGGCUGCAGAGAACAGGGCAAAUGAGCAACAAUACGCCAAGUGGAAACUCUGUGCUGCUUCGGGAAUAUGCUUCGUUUUCAUGAUCGCAGAGGUCGUAGGUGGCCACAUUGCUGGAAGUCUUGCUGUCGUCACAGAUGCUGCCCACCUCCUAACUGACCUGACCAGUUUCCUGCUCAGCCUCUUCUCUUUGUGGUUGUCUUCCAAGCCCCCCUCCAAGCGGCUGACAUUUGGAUGGCACCGAGCAGAGAUCCUUGGUGCCCUGCUGUCCAUCCUAUGUGUCUGGGUGGUGACUGGUGUGUUGGUAUACCUGGCGUGUAAGCGCCUGCUGUACCCCGAUUACCAGAUCCAGACGACCAUGAUGAUCAUCGUUUCGGGCUGUGCAGUGGCAGCCAAUAUUAUGCUAAGUGUGAUUUUGCACCAGAGACGCCCUGGCCACAAUCAUAAAGGAGUGCAAGUUAAUGCCAGUGUGAGAGCAGCAUUUGUGCAUGCCCUUGGAGAUCUAUUUCAGAGCAUCAGUGUGUUAACCAGUGCACUUAUUAUCUACUUUAAGCCAGACUAUAAAAUGGCCGAUCCAAUCUGUACAUUUGUCUUUUCCAUCCUGGUUGUGGCCAGCACCAUUACUGUCUUAAAGGACUUCUCCAUCUUACUCAUGGAAGGUGUGCCAAAGAACCUAACUACAACAGCAUGAAAGAGCUCAUGUUAGCAGUGGAAGGGGGUGGUGUCUGUGCACAGCUUGCACGUCUGGUCUCUAACAAUGAACCAGCGAUUGUCUCCGUUAACGUUGCUGCAGGUCACAGCCAGCGGACAGCCAGUCGUUCGGAGAGAGAUUGCCGAAGCCCUCAGUUCAUAGCUUCCUGUGCACUCACUCACCAUUCAGAUGGAAUCUCCAGCGGAACAGGACCCCGACUGCCUUUUCUGUGAAGACCCCCAGGACUAGUUUCGUCACACCGUCAGCCUCCUGAGUGUGACA